UCCUGCUUCACAGCGGUACCUUGUAGCGCUUUGAAGGUGAAGCUCGCCUGUCUCUCCGCUGCAGCCUAUCGGUGAGGUACUGAACAAGAACGACUCUCUCCCCUUCUCCUGCUCUGUACCGGGAUCCGUUAUAAUCAUGUCUAUAUUCGCCGAAGUACCUCAAGCCCCUCCAGUGGCCGUUUUUAAACUGACUGCKGAUUUCAGAGAGGACACUCACGCGCAGAAGGUGAAUUUGGGAGUCGGAGCCUACCGUACAGAUGACUGUCUACCGUGGGUCCUGCCCGUAGUGAAGAAGGUAGAGAAGAUGAUAGUGGAGGACAACAGUCUGAACCACGAGUAUCUUCCCAUCCUGGGUCUCCCUGAGCUCCGCUCUGCUGCCUCCAAGGUGGCCCUGGGCGAUGACAGCCCCGCCAUCAAGGACGGAAGGGUAGGUAGCAGGGAGGGACACAUGUAUAUACAUAGACACAUACCAGAGUUGGGCAGAAUUGAAUUGAGAAUGCCUCAGAAAUUCCCAUAA
Salvelinus sp. IW2-2015 is the source of this 517-nucleotide messenger RNA. NCBI's taxonomy places the organism in Eukaryota, Metazoa, Chordata, Actinopteri, Salmoniformes, Salmonidae. The record is from RefSeq and is a predicted model, not a curated record.